UCAUCACUAUAAUUAAUUACUUUUCUUCAUAAUAUUAUAGAAAUGGAGAGCAACAUGCCAGAAAUAGCUAAGAGAGUGUGGAACAUGGUUUGCGUUUCCUUCUUCAUGCUCAGAAAAGGCAUAUCCAAGGGCAAAAUCAUGAUGGACCUCAACAUGAUGCUCAAACGCCGCGGCAAGCUCGCCGGAAAGGCCAUCGCCAACCUCAUGUUCCACCACCACCACGGCAGCCCCACCUCCUCCGACAACCCUGACCUCCGUUUCUCUGCCGGACGAGAGUACGAGUUCAGCUGCAGCAACACUCCCAACUACAGCUUCUUCCCAAAGCGCCAUAACGGCCACCAUCGCCGCCACAGCCACAAUCCCUUCUUCUUCGCAUGUGCUCACGCGCCGCAUACUCAGGACGACGACAUGGUGGCCAUCAGUAAUGCGCUCAAGGCGUCGUUGGAGAUGCUAGAUAACAACAAUGGUCCUAACAACAACUGGAACAAGGAUAUGCUGGAAACUUCGCCGGCGCUUCCAGGGUUCGGAAGGAGUACAACGGUGAGGCAGCUGAGGGUGACAGACUCGCCGUUCCCAGUGCAAGACGGCGACCAGGACAGGGAUCACCAAGUGGACAAGGCGGCGGAGGAGUUUAUAAUGAGGUUUUACAAGGAUCUGAAGAAGCAAGCUUGAACAUAAAAUUAUUCAUGAUCUCCGCCGUGCUAAUUAUGCAGUUUUGGAUAUGGCUCGUGGACUCUGUUUUGGCAAAAAGGG
This is a messenger RNA of Neltuma alba, 753 nucleotides long. RefSeq lists its product as uncharacterized. The coding region runs from base 43 to 672 and encodes 209 amino acids. NCBI's taxonomy places the organism in Eukaryota, Viridiplantae, Streptophyta, Magnoliopsida, Fabales, Fabaceae. The transcript has 2 exons. The record is from RefSeq and is a predicted model, not a curated record.